Melitaea cinxia (Glanville fritillary) is the source of this 1889-nucleotide messenger RNA. Its product is annotated as prion-like-(Q/N-rich) domain-bearing protein 25. The record is from RefSeq and is a predicted model, not a curated record. The coding region runs from base 1 to 1821 and encodes 606 amino acids. Lineage: Eukaryota; Metazoa; Arthropoda; Insecta; Lepidoptera; Nymphalidae. The transcript has 14 exons.
AUGGGGAAAGCUGUGCUUUUUGUGUUUGCGAUCGUGUUCAGCGUUGCUGGUGUCAGGUCUCAGUGGGCUUGCGCCACUGACGGAGACUGCUCCAGCGUGUCGGGAAGUAUCUGCGCCAGUGGGGCGUGUGCGUGUCGCCCUGGACAGCAAGUGGUACUGAGGGGCAGCGCCUGUGUCGACAUAUCACCGUACAUCGAGUCCCCGUGUGUGGAAGACCACCAAUGCCAGAGACUCUUUACCGGCUUCGAGUGUCGAAAGAGCGGUAAUGACACCGGAGCCUGUUUCUGCCAAGACGGCUAUCACUACUUCCUCGGUAGAUGCUGGAGGUCCAUCGACUUUGGGGAGGUUUGCUCAAGAUCUGAAGAGUGUUUUGGGGUUAUCCGGGAUCCCCAUGCUCUGACUUGCCAGGGCACUUGUCAGUGUAGUGAGGGGUAUUAUUUGAGGCAGAGGGGGGAAUGUAGAAAGUUUUCUUCUGCUCCCGGAGGAGGCUGUGUCCUGGACAGCGACUGUCGCUUCCCGAACGGAACCUGCGACCUCCAGACAUUCACCUGCGCUGAGGGCCCGCUUGUAUCAACUGUCGCUAAUUCCAAAACUGACUUAAAAUACAAAAUGGCGAACGACGUUAACAAGAUGGCGGACAGCGUAAACAAGAUGGCGGACACUGUAAACAAGAUGGCGGUGCAACGCGUCGCCUGUAACGCGUCAACGCCUUGCUCGAGUCCAUUCCAAUGUUCAAACUUCGGCGUCUGCAUAUGUCCCACUGGUUAUUACGAGAGUGAAGAUGGCUCUAUGUGUUAUGCAGAGCUGGGGUCUCCAUCGACCCUACAGCAGUGUGUCGGUCUCCUGGCCGUAGUCAUAGAUGGCGUCUGCUCGUGUCCAGAUAAUUUCUUUUACGAUGAAAACAUGAAGGACUGUAUACGAGUCACCCGCCGGCUCGCCGAGUCGUGCGUGAGCGACUGGAACUGCCACACGUUCGGCGCCGCGGCGGUCUGCGGCCCGCCGGGCCCCUGGGGGCUGCGCGCCUGCCGCUGCGACCUGGACGUCUCCGUGUGGGACGGGGGCCGCCAGCUGUGCCGGUACUUCGCCGGUGUCGGAGAAUCCUGUGAAGUGGACAGUGACUGUCUCGCUGGUUCGUUGGAGAUAAGGUGCGUCAUCAAUGACCAGGGCAACGGGUUCUGUGCCUGUCCGGAUAAUCUACUGGAGGUCGAUGGACUCUGUCUCACAACUGGUUUGGAACUAGGCGACCCGUGCCAACAUCCUCUAGAAUGUUCCGUGGAGAACUCCAUCUGUACGGGCGUGUGUUCCUGUGCCGACGGGUACCGGCCCUUGAACGGGAUCUGUUCUCCGAUUAUCGGCGGUUCCUGUAACCAAGAUUCAGACUGUCUGGUCGAGAACACAGUUUGCAGGAACAGUACUUCUGGACUGAGCUGUUCCUGUGACACAGGGUUUGUCGAGUUCGAGGACGAGUGCUUGCCCGAGGCGCUCGGCUUCAACUCCACGUGCGUACGGUCGGCGCAGUGCGUGCCGGCCCUCGGGCAGAGGGCUGUCUGUUCCGGGGAGCGCUGUGCUUGCUCCGAGGACGCGCACUACAGGGACGAGGCCUGCUGGCCCCUCACUCGUCUAUUCGAGGCCUGCAGCACCAGCAGCCAGUGCUUCCUGGAGAGCGACCCUGGGCGAGUGGUCUGCAGGAACAGCCUCUGCCAGUGCGACUUCCACCACCCGUACUCCUUCGAAGAGGGCACCUGCUUGUCAUCCAAGGCGACAGUCUACAGCGCGAGCGCUCUUCUGCUCUUGACGCUACUGUCAGUUGUGUUCCGAUGAAGAGUCAUCCGUUCUUUCUUGUACAGUUCUUUUUAUAUAUUUAUAAAAUAAAUGUUUCAAAUAAAAUA